CCCUCGACCCGCCUUCAUGAGCACCUCCCCCAUCGCCUCCAACAAGAAUAAAUACAACUCUUUACCCACUUUCUGUCCUCUGCUUCAUCCCGAUCAGCCGGACGUUUGUCACUUCAACUGUCGUCGCAGUUUGACAAUAAUCUCUCAAGAUGACUCAUCAGUUCCCAGGCCUGACUCCUGAGCAGAAGAAAGAGCUCUCUGACAUUGCUCAGAGAAUCGUGGCUCCAGGGAAGGGAAUCCUGGCUGCAGAUGAAUCCACAGGUACCAUGGCAAAGAGGCUGCAGAAAAUCAAUGUGGAAAACACAGAGGAGAACCGCCGCACCUUCCGGGAGAUCCUUUUUUCGUCCGACCCCUCCAUUUCUAACAGCAUCGGUGGGGUCAUCUUCUUCCACGAGACACUGUAUCAGAAGUCAGACAGUGGUAAACUCUUCCCCCAAGUUGUUAAGGAGAAGGGGAUGGUUGUUGGCAUCAAAGUUGACAAAGGAACAGCAGGUCUGAAUGGAACAGAUGGAGAGACCACCACUCAAGGUCUUGAUGGCCUCUCGGAGCGCUGUGCCCAGUACAAGAAGGACGGCUGUGACUUCGCUAAGUGGAGGUGUGUGCUCAAGAUCUCGCAUGGCUGCCCGUCGCCUCUUGCCAUUGCUGAGAACGCCAAUGUCCUUGCCAGAUACGCCAGCAUAUGCCAACAGAAUGGCCUGGUGCCCAUCGUGGAGCCUGAAAUCCUGCCUGACGGUGACCAUGACCUGCAGCGAUGCCAGUAUGCCACUGAGAAGGUCCUGGCUGCUGUCUACAAGGCCCUGAAUGACCACCACGUGUACCUGGAAGGCACUCUGCUGAAGCCCAACAUGGUCACAGCUGGACACUCCUGCACCAAGAAAUACACCCCUGAGGAUGUUGCUAUCGCAACAGUAACCACCCUGAGGCGCACUGUACCUGCUGCUGUGCCGGGCAUCUGCUUCCUCUCUGGAGGACAGAGCGAGGAGGAGGCCUCCCUGAACCUAAACGCCAUGAACCAAGUGCCCCUCCACCGCCCCUGGAAGCUGACCUUUUCUUAUGGCCGAGCACUCCAGGCCUCUGCACUAGCAGCCUGGUUGGGCAAGGAUGCCAACAGGAAAGCUGCGCAGGAUGCUUUCUGCUCCAGGGCCAAGAUCAAUGGCCUGGCGUCCAAAGGAGAGUACAAGCCUGCUACCCCAGCUAGCCAGGCGGCCAUGCAGUCCCUUUACACUGCCAGCUAUGUCUAUUAAAACUAUAAACACUAAAAAGUACAUAUGGACCAAAGGCUGAUGUUCAGUUUCCCUGCAUCACCAAUAAUAACAGAGGAUUUCCACCAUUAUGUCAAGCUACUGUUUGCCAACAUUCAUUAAAUCAAGGGUAAUAACCUGAAAAUACCAAAGA
Messenger RNA from Cyprinodon variegatus (sheepshead minnow), 1395 nucleotides. It is a transcript of the gene aldob, whose product is annotated as fructose-bisphosphate aldolase B. Bases 150 to 1244 code for a protein of 364 amino acids. Gene Ontology annotation, cellular component: cytosol. Gene Ontology annotation, biological process: fructose 1,6-bisphosphate metabolic process; glycolytic process. Gene Ontology annotation, molecular function: fructose-bisphosphate aldolase activity; fructose-1-phosphate aldolase activity. The record is from RefSeq and is a predicted model, not a curated record. NCBI's taxonomy places the organism in Eukaryota, Metazoa, Chordata, Actinopteri, Cyprinodontiformes, Cyprinodontidae. The transcript has 9 exons.